AUGUCUUUCCAAGUCGCCGAUGUUGACAAGAACCUCAUCCACGGGGCAUUGAUUCUGACCCCCAAGCCUGAACAUAUUGAUGAGAUCUGUUCCGAGCUGUCGAAGCUUGCCAAAUGGAUCGAAGCCAACGAGCCUGGCACUCUCGUCUUCUCGAUCGCCCAGGCCCACUCCAUCAAGGAGAUUGGCGGUGAGGGUCCCACGACCAUUGGGGUUACUGUCGUGUUUGCGAACCAAGCUGCUGCCGAAGAACACCGGUCUUCCCCCAAACUGCAGGCUUUUAUUGCCAAGGGCAAGGAGGAGAAUAAGUUGACUGGCCCCCCUGAAAUCCGGUCUUUGACUCCCAGCGGUGGAUUCCUGCGCAAGCCCCCUCAGUAGGGGCUACUGGAGGUAGAUGCCGAGACUUUGGGCCAGGGGUUCUUGUGUUGAUGUUCGACUGGUCAAUACAUACUUAGCUGGAUGGGAGAAGCUGAGUAUAAUCAAUCAUAUUACUGAUCGUAUAUUAAAUCGAAA
Messenger RNA from Aspergillus uvarum CBS 121591, 510 nucleotides. Its product is annotated as putative quinol monooxygenase. NCBI's taxonomy places the organism in Eukaryota, Fungi, Ascomycota, Eurotiomycetes, Eurotiales, Aspergillaceae. The transcript is spliced from 3 exons. The coding region runs from base 1 to 375 and encodes 124 amino acids. The record is from RefSeq and is a predicted model, not a curated record.